AUGAAUACCACAGCUUUGACACUACCGCCGUCCCUCCCUUCCCUCCCAUUGUUUUUAGAGGCUCAGAAAUGGGCCUCUAAAGACCCUGGGAAGAUCGCGAUAAUUGAUAAAAGUAAGGACCUGAGCUUUACAUAUCGCCAAUUACUCAACGAUGUGUCUAUAUUGAAGAGGAGGAUUCUGGCCGAGGUAAAGGUCCAGGAUCUAGAGGAAAGAAGGGUUGCGUUCCUUGUUCCGGCCGGAUAUGAUUAUGUGGUUUGCCAGUGGGCGGUAUGGGCGGCUGGUGGAGUUUGCGUACCGUUGUGCACAUCGCAUCCACCGAAAGAGUUGCUAUAUACAAUCUCGGACUCUGAUCCAUCAUUAGUCGUUCUCCAUACUUCUUUCCAGCACCUGAAACCAUCUUUGCUUGACAACCCCUCCGACGCCAGCUUCAUGGAACUUUCACCCGUUACUGAGAGUAGGGGCUGCACCUCUAUUCCCAACCUUCAUCCAGCAUUCGACCUAUCACGAAGGGCUCUGAUGAUAUAUACAUCUGGCACAACAGCCAACCCCAAGGGCUGCGUCACAACUCAUAAGACAAUAACAUUUCAGGCAACCUCUCUCAUCCAAGCAUGGAAAUACUCCCAGUCUGAUCAUCUAAUCCACGUACUCCCUCUUCACCAUAUCCAUGGUAUUAUAAACGGACUUACAGCGACUCUCCUAAGCGGCGGUAUAGUCGAAAUGUAUGCCAAAUUUGAUCCCCGAGUUGUCUGGGAUAGGUGGAGCAAUCCUGGCUCAUCAACCAUGUUCAUGGCUGUGCCCACAGUUUACUCGCGCCUAGUCGACUACUUUGAUGCCAAUAUUCGAUCAACAGAUACAGAGGCAGCGGCCCGAUCCGGUGCAGGUGCACUAAGAUUAGUAGUCAGCGGUUCCGCGGCUCUACCUACACCAAUUAGGACAAAGUUCCUGGAAAUAAGCGGACAAACAUUGCUUGAACGUUAUGGUAUGACCGAGAUCGGCAUGGGGCUGAGCUGUGGUCUAGACGUCUCACGCCGCAUAGAAGGGAGCGUUGGCUGGCCCCUCCCCGGUGUACAGGUACGUCUAACACAUCGAGAGACUGGAAUCCCCAUCCCUGCCUCCUCGUGUGAUGAAGACGGUAUGAUAGAAAUUAAAGGCGACAAUGUAUUUCUGGAAUACUGGCGACGGCCCGACGCAACCGCCUCGGAAUUUACGAGUGAUGGGUGGUUUAAGACAGGCGAUGUAGCGAGACGUGAUUCAGCGGGUGCUUACUAUAUUCAGGGCAGAGCGUCAGUGGAUUUAAUCAAGAGCGGAGGAUAUAAAAUAUCUGCAUUGGAGGUGGAGAGGAAGAUGCUUGCGUUGGAAGAGGUGCAGGAGGUAGCUGUGGUGGGGAUUGCUGAUAACGAAUGGGGCCAACGUGUCGCUGCUGUUGUUAAGCAGAGGGAAGGCACCACAACGCUGGAGCUGCAUAGUCUCCGCGCAAAGCUGAAGUCUGAAAUGGCUACGUAUAAGAUACCAAGUGUCCUAAAACUUGUUGACAGUAUUGAGAGGAACGCCAUGGGUAAGGUGAAUAAGAAAAUGAUUGUGAAGAAGUAUUGGCCAGACCUCGCAUGA
Microsporum canis CBS 113480 is the source of this 1608-nucleotide messenger RNA. RefSeq names its product long-chain-fatty-acid-CoA ligase. The coding region runs from base 1 to 1608 and encodes 535 amino acids. The transcript is spliced from 3 exons. Gene Ontology annotation, biological process: fatty acid metabolic process. Lineage: Eukaryota; Fungi; Ascomycota; Eurotiomycetes; Onygenales; Arthrodermataceae. The record is from RefSeq and is a predicted model, not a curated record. Gene Ontology annotation, molecular function: medium-chain fatty acid-CoA ligase activity.